Debaryomyces fabryi is the source of this 1275-nucleotide messenger RNA. It is a transcript of the gene OFI1, whose product is annotated as Ofi1p. The transcript has a single exon. The record is from RefSeq and is a predicted model, not a curated record. Gene Ontology annotation, molecular function: RNA polymerase II cis-regulatory region sequence-specific DNA binding; DNA-binding transcription factor activity, RNA polymerase II-specific. Gene Ontology annotation, biological process: regulation of transcription by RNA polymerase II. NCBI's taxonomy places the organism in Eukaryota, Fungi, Ascomycota, Pichiomycetes, Serinales, Debaryomycetaceae. Bases 1 to 1275 code for a protein of 424 amino acids. Gene Ontology annotation, cellular component: nucleus.
AUGGCGAAACGGGAGAAUUCAAUGUCAGGGUCUUCUGGCAACGAUGCAGGCGCGAGACUGAGUCUAUUGAAAAGUGCAUUGUUGUCUACUACCGGCGGAUCCACAAGUGAGCAGUCAUCAGGCAUUACAGGAACAAGUUUUACGCCUCUGCCGACGAUGUCGUCUCCUGAAGAUAUGCAGCACUCAGGUGGUAUUACAUUUCAGGGACAGAGCCCUGCAGAUCAAGGCGCUUCUGGCGUAAUCACAGGCGAAAGCGAACGUGUAUUGAAAGGUGAAAGUUCUAAUAGUUCUAGCUCGGGAGAUAUUAUGGCUGCGAGUACAAACUCCAGUACUACUUCUAGUGGAAAUCAGUCGUUGGAAGGAGGGAUGCCGAAAAAAUAUUUCUGUAAGGUAUGUGAUCAAGGUUUCACGCGUAAGCACAACAUGGCAAGUCAUGAAUUGAUACACUCUUCUUCGAAACCGCAUGUUUGCCGAAUGUGUGAUUCGAGAUUCAGACGCAUACAUGAUUUGAAACGUCAUGAAAAACUACAUACUGGAGAAAAGCCAUUCCAUUGCACUAAAUGUACGAGAAAGUUUGCAAGACCUGAUGCCCUUAUAAGACACCAGAACUCACCAAAUGCUUGUUCAGGAAAUGCCCACUCCAUAAAUCGGACUGGCGGAACGUAUUUUUCGCAUAUUGUGCCUACUGGUAGUGGUUCAGUAUCAGCAAUGUCUUCGCCAACAACGAAUACAGAUUCUAGGAACCGAGAUUCAGAUUUAAAUAGGUGGAAAAUACUUCAAAAUGAUACUCAAAGUUCGCCACCAUAUCAAGCAUAUCCACAUACACAUCCGCCAAAUAAUGAGGUCAAGGCGCCCACAAUGAUUACAGCGAAUACUAGAUCCAUGUCCGAUAAUGAGCUGCAAGCGCAGCAGCUCAAUGAAUACUAUCAUUCAGAAAGUCGAGAGCCUUACCUAUCUUUACAGAACCAAUAUUCACCACCGCAUGCGAGCCCUCCGUAUUUACUGUACAUACCGCAUGUAUCAAGUACUCAUCCUCCCCAACUGAUCAACGCACCUAUGCUUCCUAAUAAUCAAGCGAAUCAACCUCCUGGUCCACAACGUGCUACAAUUCCUACAGGUUAUGUCACCAUUUCAAAAUAUCAAGAUCUAGUGGCCUACACAAAUAAAUUACAGGAAAGAUUAGCCAAGAUGGAAUCUAGACUCAAAUAUUUGGAAGACAAUUCUACUAACUGGCAGAAGGAAGAUGAGGUUUCCGACGAUCCGAAGAGGGCCUAA